GUUUGGAGCUCAAUAGGUCGACCGGUUGAGCAGUGGUCAGCUACAAGAGUUGAAAAGUCAUAUCAUGUCGAAACAAACAAGUUCCGGGAAAAUACUCAUAAAUGAAGAUGGGAAGCAUCAAGAUGUGGAUGAGCUGAAUCCUUUUUCCUUCAAGGAAUUCAUGCGAAGCAAGAACCAGUCCUCCAUCCCUCAUAACGAUGGAGAAGGGGAAAAGAGCUACGUCACACUGAAGAAGACUUGUGAUAGUACAUUUGUGGCAGAGGACUGCUCCUCUCCUAUGAGCUUUGACCUUGACUUCCAGAAGCCAUUUAUAAUGGAUCCUGCACUAUUCCCCCAAUCCCUGGACAAUGACACAGAAGAGAAAUGGAGUGGGAGCUAUCAGCCCUCAGCCGUAGAGAAAGCACAUGAGUUUGAAUUAUAUGGGACAUUGGACAACAGUGAACUCACUAAUCUAUCAUCUGUAUCCACUAAGGAAGAGAAGUUAACAGGUGCUUUGUGGCAGCUGGAUAGAGAGAAAGUCUGUCAGCCCAAGAGAAAUGCAAGGAGCAAUGAUGAAGACUGGGAGACCUCAAGCACAGACGUAUUGUACCAGACCACCCAAUGCAGCUUUAAAAAUGAGAGCAGGGACCAACGAAAGCUCAUAGAAGAAAAUGCACAGCUCAGGAAUCACAUUAUUGAGCUUCUGAAGAAGUCUGAGAGUGAUGAUCAAAGGAUCAGACAUCUGAAAGAAGAGUUGCACAAGCGAAGCAUGCAGGAGGUAAAAGAGGUGCAGACAUUGGAGACUAUGGUGCAGUCUGUGGAGCAGAACCUACAGCUGAUGACGAAGCGAGCAGUUAAGGCUGAAAACAUUGUUUCAAAACUUAAACAGGAGGCUCAUCAGCUACAGGACCAGCUGGAAGAGUGCAGAAGUGAAAAUGAGAGACUUCGUGCUGCAGAGACAGCUACUUUGAAUGCAGUGAAACAAAAUGCACAGGUUGCUUCAGAGUAUCUAAACAGAGUUGCCAACAGUGCAAAGUCUUCUGUCAGACAAUUGUUGACAGAAACGGAGACACUCUGUCUAAUCUCUCAGAUGCUGUUUUCCAUUGAUAAGAUCUCCGAGGUGCACACUGAGCAUCGGUGAUUUCAGCAAAAUCUAAUGGUAUGGUAAUGGAGUCAGAUAAUGGUGCUUGUCCUUUGCUCCCUCUUGGAUGCAGAGGUUGUCACAGUGGGAUGAGCAUCAUGUUCAGUUGGCACUUACAAAUGGUUGUAAAUAGAAAUUAUGAUUUCCAAUAGAAAGGAGAGAAUAAAUGUUUUAACCAUUUGGAAUGAAACAGUAGUUGUCUAUCCACUUCUUUGUAUUAAGAUGUUUAAUUACUAAGUUCUAAGCUAGAGUUAACUUAUGUUCUUUGUGUCUCUUGCCUUUUUAUUAACACACAGCAUGACCAAAACUCUGUGUCAAGGGUAGUGGUCUGUUUACUGUUUUCUACAUUUGCAAUCAAAGUACAAUAACAUUGUAUACACUGUUUGAUUACCUGCUAUUGAAGAGUUGAGGACCUCUGUAUGUCAAUAAUUGGACAUUGUGGUCAUUUACAAUCAAUCAAAGCAAUCAUAGUUUUUAUUUGAUGCAAUGCAUAUUUACAAUUGACGUUGUCACAAAGUGCUCCACAUAUAGCAUAGCAUAUUUUAAAAUUACAGGAAUUAAAAACUGUAAAUCCAGGGCCAUUGGCAAAAAUGAGAUACUGUUGGGAUAUUACUGGGAUAUUAUUUCCUGACCCUGUGAAAAGGUGGGCGAGAGACAUAGUUUUAAACCCAGUUUUCAGUCUCUGUAGGUCUUUUGCUUCAUUUUG
Messenger RNA from Megalops cyprinoides (Indo-Pacific tarpon), 1826 nucleotides. It is a transcript of the gene entr1, whose product is annotated as endosome associated trafficking regulator 1. The coding region runs from base 65 to 1120 and encodes 351 amino acids. Gene Ontology annotation, cellular component: early endosome; ciliary basal body; midbody. The record is from RefSeq and is a predicted model, not a curated record. NCBI's taxonomy places the organism in Eukaryota, Metazoa, Chordata, Actinopteri, Elopiformes, Megalopidae. Gene Ontology annotation, biological process: positive regulation of cilium assembly; regulation of cytokinesis; positive regulation of protein localization to cilium. The transcript is spliced from 8 exons.